Messenger RNA from Klebsormidium nitens, 836 nucleotides. The record is from the annotation of a GenBank genome assembly. NCBI's taxonomy places the organism in Eukaryota, Viridiplantae, Streptophyta, Klebsormidiophyceae, Klebsormidiales, Klebsormidiaceae.
GUUUGUUUGUUCAGCCUGAGGUGAUCCCUUCACGGCCAAUCUGACUAAACUUUCACGUCUCCCAAAGGUACACUAUCUAGGUGAGAGGCAGCUGCAGCAAGGGCAGGAAAUGGUUCACCUAGCAUGCUAUAUAAUAGUGAGUGGAAUUGAAAAGCUGUCACGCAGGAAGCCUGACUCCUCCGACGCCAAGCCGCAGGAACCAUGGCGGCAACGGUGCCUGCUAACCAGGAGGCCUUUGGAUUCAGAGUAGUCAAAAACGGUUGUGUGCCGCUUAAGGGGCCUGCUCCGGAGCCGCGAGAGGGCCAGUCACCUGAAGAAGAAGAGAUUCAGGACUACCUGCGGUACUUGGUGGCUGAGCAGUGCCCUGUGGAUGCUGUAGGGAGGGCAAUAUGCGAUGGAGGUAUUGGGGAGGGGUACAAGUGCUACCUUGAGCGGGCGUGCAGUUUCAGCAUUGCGCUCAAGCCUCGGGUUUGGGUGGAUGCUCCAACAAGCCAGGAGUACCUUGAGCGAGAGCGUGCCUUUGGCAGGACAGUGCUCCGGAGAGCUUUGAAUGCGGCACCGUCCAUCAACGCCCCUUUACCAAAGCGGGGCCAGCCAAAGCUGGGGAGCCUGUUUCGGUUCAUGUGCGGAUGCUGACGUUGGCAUGCCGGACUGGGGCCGUAUAUCCCUCCCUCGAACGGAACCUCCAAUUGGUGGGCAUUAAUCAUGAAACACUGCAUUUGCAUAACACCAUGAUUCUCAAUGCAUCCGACGAUCCUAUGUUUGCUACAAGUGAUUUUUAGGCUGUAGUUCAGAGGACUUGCAUCUUUUUGGACAUACCUUGUUGCUAUAACAAG